Molecule: messenger RNA, 1704 nt
Organism: Trachemys scripta elegans
Lineage: Eukaryota; Metazoa; Chordata; Testudines; Emydidae
Gene: RPL7L1
Product: ribosomal protein L7 like 1
Exons: 7
Coding region: 50-838 (262 amino acids)
Biological process (GO): maturation of LSU-rRNA from tricistronic rRNA transcript (SSU-rRNA, 5.8S rRNA, LSU-rRNA)
Cellular component (GO): cytosolic large ribosomal subunit
Molecular function (GO): RNA binding; structural constituent of ribosome
Source: RefSeq, a predicted model, not a curated record
GAUGGCGGCUCCUCUCUGCGUGUGCGGCGCUCGUUGGUAAAAUAGCCGCAUGCGCACUAGUGGCAUGACUCCAGACUCAGGCGGAGAAGGAAACAUGGCGGAGCCGGAACCCAAAAGGAAGAUCCCGCUGGUGCCGGAGAACUUGCUGAAGAAGAGGAAGGCGUAUCAGGCCCUCAAGGCCACCCAGGCAAAGCAGGCGCUGUUGGACAAGAGGAAGCACCAGAAGGGGAAGCAGAUACAGUUUAAACGUAUUGAGACAUUUGUUCGAGAUUCCCGGCGCAAACACAGAGAUGAGGUCCGGUUGAAGCGCAUGGAACAGAAGCCUGGCCAAAUGGUUCUACCUCAGGGACAGAAGUUGGCCUUUGUUGUACGGAUUGCAGAGAUUAAAGGGGUGAGUCCAAGGGUGCGGAGGGUGAUAGAGAUGCUGCGGUUGAGGAAGAUUUUCAGUGGCACAUUCAUUAAACUGACUCCAGCCUCACUGAAGAUGCUGCGCACUGUGGAGCCCUAUGUAGCAUGGGGACAUCCCAAUCUGAAAUCUGUACGAGAGCUCAUCCUGAAACGAGGUCAAGCAAAGAUCAACAAGAAGAAGGUCCCUUUGACAGACAACAUUCUGAUAGAGGAGCAUCUAGGGAAGUUUGAUGUCAUUUGCCUGGAAGAUCUUAUUCAUGAAAUUUAUUCAGCUGGGCAGCAUUUCCGAGAAAUCACUAAUUUCUUAUGGCCAUUUCAUCUCUCUGUUGCUCGCCAUGCUGCACGUAACAAAGUGGGUUUCCUCAAGGAGAUAGGUGAACCUGGGUACCGAGGCGAGGGAAUCAACAAGCUCAUACGUCAGCUGAACUAGUCAGGGUCCAUAUGAGGAUUUUAGGUUUUUUGUCUCCUGCGCCUUGCUGAAUGUUUGUUCUUGAAGACUGUUGGAACUGAGCAAUGUGACAUUACAUCUCCUGUCUGAUAACUUCUUCUGCCUUCAAGGAGAAAUCAUGCCUGAGGGAGAUCGAUUUAGUACUGUUCCUUCUCCAGGAAGAAGUCAAAUUGCUAUCCAAUAUGAGCAAAAAGUGACUUGAACUUCUGGGGAGCAGAACUUUCCUGUACAUCUGAUGAAACAGACAUCACUAAAACAAAUUUUUACUAUUGUUGGUUUUACACCAUCUUUCUUUUGAAGGAUCUGUCCUUUGGAAUGAACUUGUACUUGCAAACAAGGGGUUUGGAAGAUUGGGGGGGGGGGUCCCCCACUAUUAUUUAAUCCUUCAUUGCAGCUGACUUGUGCCUGAGGAUCUUGUGAUUCAGCAUUCCCAAAUAGAAUCAGUUUGUCUCUAGUGACCUGCACUUUCCUCCAGCUACAAAUUUCCCUUAGUAUCACAGUCGCCUGGUAAGAUGUUUAUCCUUCCUGAUGCACAGUUAAGGCUGAGGAGUGUAUUGUAAAUACAUCCCUCAGUCACUGUUGCUGGGCAAGCUGCUAGCACUAAACAAACUAAUAGAUGUUCUAGAAAUAUUCAAAAAUAAGCAGACCAUGCUUAGGCCACUGCAAAAGUGGUGAUCUGCUGCUGCUGCUUGAUCACAGGAUGCCUUUUAGGUUCUCCUAAAUCAGACUUUACAGGGACUCACCAUUUCCCUGAAAGGAAAUCUUAUUUGACCUUUACCUCAUUGAUUAAAGCUGUAAAGAAGUCCUUUCUUACUCAGUGGGACUUUCAAAUAAAUUGUUAUCAAACU